AGCUGCACUAAAGAAAAAGCCCUAACCCCCUCGAAACCUAUUUCCUUAAUCCGCUCCCACCCUCUCCGUCUCUUCCUUGACGAGCUCUCGUCACGGCGAACUCCUCGCCGGUGAGCUCGUCACCGGCGAGCUCCUCACCUAGGGUUAGUGCUUCGCCGCUCCCGAUCCGACCGUCUCGAUCUCCCCCGACGCCUCCCUCUUCUCCCAUGGAUCAAUCUCCCAUGGCGGCGGAUCACUCCCUCGGAAGAUCCGCUGAAAAUUCAGAUUUCACUUCAUUUGAUCAGCUGAAGAUCAAUGAUGAUGCUCUGAAAGAGGAUUUAAAGUGGCACUUAGACACUUUGUCUGAAGAGAUAACUCUAUUUAAAGAGAUGUCUGAAGAAAAUUGUAAAUUUGUGAAGUUAACAUUAGCACGCCUCUUGAUUGCAUAUGAUGCAAUGAAGUCUCCUGAAAAUUCUCUACUACAAAAGAGGAAGCACUGUGAGGAGGCUUUAGAUCUCUUUGAUGUUUUGAUCAAAUUAGAUCCAUCUCAUAAAAGGUAUAAUGAGGACGAACAGAGCUUAGUUCUAUUGGAUCAGGCAACUUCAGACAGAGAGUCUUUGGUGAAAUAUUGUUGGCAAUAUGAUAACCCAUACUUCUCUACUUUUCGUCACCACAAUUGCUUACAGCUUAGCAGACUAUCAUUAACACGUGUUGGGUGUGUUGAACUCAUGUUGUGGGUUCAGAUACUGGAUCUUAGUCAUAACAAGCUUAGAUCUAUUGCAGGAAAUGAAUUGCUGUUGAAAUAGGAGCUGAAGCAUUUUUUUAUCGUUUUUAAGUAUUUUCUAUUUUCAAAGUUGAGAGAGUUAGGAUUGAUGUUGAACUAUAUAUCGAAUAUUAUUACUCUUUGCCUUUAAAUUGAUUUUGCUAUUAUUUUGUUUUUAA
Molecule: messenger RNA, 921 nt
Organism: Ananas comosus (pineapple)
Lineage: Eukaryota; Viridiplantae; Streptophyta; Magnoliopsida; Poales; Bromeliaceae
Product: geranylgeranyl transferase type-2 subunit alpha 1-like
Exons: 5
Coding region: 207-785 (192 amino acids)
Molecular function (GO): protein binding
Source: RefSeq, a predicted model, not a curated record